This is a messenger RNA of Centrocercus urophasianus (Greater sage-grouse), 2677 nucleotides long. It is a transcript of the gene VIL1, whose product is annotated as villin 1. The transcript has 20 exons. The record is from RefSeq and is a predicted model, not a curated record. The coding region runs from base 4 to 2604 and encodes 866 amino acids. Gene Ontology annotation, molecular function: actin filament binding; phosphatidylinositol-4,5-bisphosphate binding. Gene Ontology annotation, biological process: barbed-end actin filament capping; regulation of lamellipodium morphogenesis; actin filament severing. Gene Ontology annotation, cellular component: lamellipodium; cytoplasm; actin cytoskeleton. Lineage: Eukaryota; Metazoa; Chordata; Aves; Galliformes; Phasianidae.
AACAUGGGCUGGGACAGCUGGGGACAAAGGUCUCUUCUCUGCUGGCACCCCAGCACUUCCCCUAGGUACACACACCUUGUGCUCAGCUCUGCGGGGAAGGUCCCCCUGCCUGCAGCCAGCACCAUGGUGGAGCUCAGCAAAAAGGUCACCGGGAAGCUGGACAAGACCACGCCGGGCAUCCAGAUAUGGAGAAUCGAGAACAUGGAGAUGGUGCCGGUGCCCACUAAAAGCUAUGGCAACUUCUACGAGGGGGAUUGCUAUGUGCUGCUGUCGACACGUAAGACUGGGAGCAGCUUCAGCUACAACAUCCACUACUGGCUGGGUAAGAACUCAAGUCAGGACGAGCAGGGGGCAGCCGCCAUCUACACCACGCAGAUGGACGAGCAUCUGGGCUCUGUGGCUGUGCAGCACCGUGAGGUCCAGGGCCAUGAGAGCGAAACGUUUCGUGCGUACUUCAAGCAGGGACUCAUCUAUAAGCAGGGUGGGGUUGCCUCAGGCAUGAAGCACGUGGAGCCCAACACCUACAACAUCCAGCGCCUGCUGCAUGUGAAGGGCAAGAAGAAUGUGGUGGCUGCGGAGGUGGAGAUGAGCUGGAAAAGCUUCAACCUGGGUGAUGUCUUCCUGCUGGACCUUGGCCAGCUCAUCAUCCAGUGGAACGGCCCUGAGAGCAAUCGUGCCGAGAGGCUGGGGGCGAUGACCCUGGCCAAGGACAUUCGGGACCGAGAGCGUGGGGGACGUGCGAAGGUUGGUGUGGUGGAAGGUGAGGAUGAGGGGGCCUCACCUGAGCUGAUGCAGGUCCUGACACAUGUGCUGGGGGAGAAGAAGAACAUCAAGGCAGCCACAGCCGAUGACCAAGUGCACCAGGCGCUCAACAGUGCCCUCAAGCUGUACCAUGUCUCUGAUGCCAGUGGGAACCUGGUCAUACAAGAGAUAGCAAUUCGCCCCUUGACUCAAGACAUGCUCCAGCAUGAGGACUGCUACAUCCUUGAUCAAGCUGGUCUCAAGAUCUUUGUGUGGAAGGGAAAGAAUGCCAGCAAGGAGGAGAAGCAGCAGGCAAUGAGCAGGGCCCUGGGCUUCAUCAAAGCCAAGAAUUACCCGUCCAGCACCAGUGUGGAAACGGAAAAUGAUGGGUCUGAGUCCGCUCUCUUCAGGCAGCUCUUCCAAAAAUGGACUGUUCCCAACCAAACCAGUGGGCUGGGCAAGACCCAUACUGUGGGCAAAGUGGCUAAGGUGGAGCAGGUGAAGUUUGAUGCCACCACAAUGCACGCCAAGCCUGAAGUGGCUGCCCAGCAGAAGAUGGUGGAUGAUGGAUCUGGGGAGGCAGAGGUCUGGCGGGUGGAGAACCGGGAGCUGGUGCCUGUGGAGAAGCGGUGGUUGGGCCAUUUCUACGGCGGGGACUGCUACCUGGUGCUCUACACCUACUACGUGGGGCCCAAGGUGAACCGCAUCAUCUACAUCUGGCAGGGCCGCCAUGCCAGUACGGAUGAGCUGGCCGCCUCAGCCUACCAAGCUGUUAUCCUGGACCAGAAGUACAACAACGAGCCCGUGCAGGUGCGCGUCACCAUGGGCAAGGAGCCGGCCCACCUGAUGGCCAUCUUCAAGGGCAAGAUGGUGGUGUACGAGAAUGGCUCCUCGAGGGCAGGGAACACGGAGCCGGCAUCCUCCACUCGGCUCUUCCACGUGCGCGGCGCCAAUGAGUACAACACCAAGGCCUUCGAAACACCCGUUCGAGCUGCUUCUCUCAACUCCAAUGAUGUCUUUGUGCUCAAGACACCCGGCUGCUGCUACCUCUGGUAUGGGAAGGGCUGCAGCGGGGAUGAGCGUGAGAUGGGCAAGAUGGUGGCUGACAUCAUCUCCAAGACUGAAAAACUGGUGGUCGCUGAAGGGCAGGAGCCACCUGAGUUCUGGGUAGCUCUGGGCGGCAAGACGAGCUAUGCCAACAGCAAGAGGCUACAGGAGGAGAAUCUCUCUAUGCCACCCCGGCUCUUUGAAUGCUCCAACAAGACAGGCAGGUUCUUGGCCACUGAGAUUGUCGACUUCACCCAGGAUGAUCUGGAUGAGAAUGACGUUUACCUUCUGGACACUUGGGACCAGAUUUUCUUCUGGAUCGGGAAAGGUGCCAAUGAGUCAGAGAAGGAGUCUGCAGCAGUGACAGCACAGGAGUACCUGCAGAGCCACCCUGGCAGCCGUGACCUCGACACCCCCAUCAUUGUGGUGAAGCAGGGCUACGAGCCCCCCACUUUUACCGGCUGGUUCAUGGCCUGGGAUCCCCUCUAUUGGAACGACAAGAAAUCCUAUGAUGAGCUGAAAGCUGAGCUGGGGGACAACGCCAGCAUUGGGCACCUUGUGUCAGGGCUCACUUCCAAGAAUGAGAUCUUCACAGCCACCACCACACUCGUCCCCACCAAACUGGAGAUCUUACCAUUGGAUGUGCUGGUGAACACUGCAGCUGAGGACCUGCCCCGGGGCGUGGAUCCCAGCAGGAAGGAGAAUCACCUCUCCGACGAGGACUUCAUGGCUGUUUUUGGUAUGACCCGCUCUGCCUUUGCCAAUUUGCCCUUGUGGAAACAGCAGAAUCUCAAGAAGGAGAAAGGACUCUUCUAGGAGGGGAGGCUCAGCCCACAGCCAUCCCAAGCAAGCACAUUAUUUUUACUAAAUAAAAUGGAUUUGGAAUGGG